AACCAUUUAAGGUACGAAUUACUAAAACAUUGUGCAAAGAAACUUCCGGUAAAAUAAUGGAAGAAGAAAGCCAGAGAGAAGAUGUAAGAAAAUUAAGAUCAAAUGUUUCUUCAGUGAAGCCAAUAGAUGAUGAAAAUUCCAAUUCCAAUGACGGGAAAAAUGAUGAGUCGUCUAGUAAACAUUUAAAGAUGCUAAAGUUUAGGAAUCCAGGGAAGUUUAUGGAAGAUUUCGAUCCAGAAAGAAGUGCACGGGAGAUGAGGAAAAUGAAUAGGAGGAUAUACAGAGAAAACAUUAAAAAGAACCAGGUAUACGACGAGAAUGGGAUCCUGUUGGAGAACAGCCAAGACUUGUGUGACUGUCUAGACGUUUCCUGUAAGGGGUGCCACUUCCCCUGCCCUAAAUGUGGCUCCCAGAAAUGUGGCACCGAGUGUCGAUGUGGAAGAAAGUGGAUUUACGAACAUGUUGAAGUGGAGGGCACAAACCUCAUUCUGAAAUGGCCGACAACAGAGAACAAAUGGUGAUAGUGGUGUUAAUUCACAGUUAAUAACGUCAAAGUAAACUAAAGGCAGCAUUCUUGACAUUGAUUUCAUAUGUAUUGUCAGUGUUAUCUGGCAUCUAAAAGCUCAAUGUUGCAGAGGAGACAAAGAAUGAUUAUAACUUUGUAAAAACUUUUGUAUGGUACUUCUCAAAAGUUUAUUUACAUUAUGAAAGUGAGAUCACAAUGUCAUAUGAGUGUUAUUACAGUGUACUUUCCUUACAAAUUUGAAAAAGACAACACAGAUUAUUCAUGGAAUGUCUUUAUUGUGGAAUGGAAUUACGGUACAUGUAUUAUAUUUUUAUACUGAAAGUAAAUUUCACAUAUUAUUGAGCAUUCUACUAGAAAUAGCAUUCAUUUUAGUAUUUCAGAACAUAAUUCCUAUUCAUGCAUUUGAUGCAAGUAUAUUUGUUACAAGUAAAAGUUAUUCACAUUAGAGAAAGUUGAUGAUGCAUUUUUUCUCUUGCAAAUAUGGCUGACAUGAACUACACUGGAAUCAUCAGAAUUUUCAUCAUCAUCAUUAUCAUUGAAUUACAUGUAUAUAAUUUUAAGCAUAGUUUAUUUCAAAGGAAAAACUAAUAAAUGCAUAUUUUUUGAA
This is a messenger RNA of Saccostrea cuccullata (small rock oyster), 1133 nucleotides long. RefSeq names its product ARL14 effector protein-like. NCBI's taxonomy places the organism in Eukaryota, Metazoa, Mollusca, Bivalvia, Ostreida, Ostreidae. Bases 57 to 521 code for a protein of 154 amino acids. Gene Ontology annotation, cellular component: intracellular membrane-bounded organelle. The transcript has 3 exons. The record is from RefSeq and is a predicted model, not a curated record.